This is a messenger RNA of Pteropus alecto (black flying fox), 2600 nucleotides long. RefSeq names its product protein FAM209A. The transcript has 3 exons. The coding region runs from base 1814 to 2329 and encodes 171 amino acids. Lineage: Eukaryota; Metazoa; Chordata; Mammalia; Chiroptera; Pteropodidae. The record is from RefSeq and is a predicted model, not a curated record.
CCAGGGCGCCGGUUUCCACUCGAACGCAGGAAACGGAGCUGGGGGUCGCGUCAGAGGCUUGGGGUCAGGGUGGGGGCACAGGCUCGAACCCAGCCUGCUGUGUCCCACGUUCUCUGCCUGAACGUGACGGGAAGUUCGGCCCCAAGGAUGUUUUGACAUUAUGAACGUAGAAGCAUAUAAAUCAGAAUCACAUUAACAUCAAUGCAUUUUUUUGGUUGUGGACUUUUCUAGAACAAACCUGAAUUGGCCAUUUUCUUUUCCCUGAUUAAUUUUCUAUAUAGCCCAGGUAAACCGUUUUCUCACUGUUGCUUUUUUCCUCGUUUUCAUUUUGUUACAGUAUUUUUAUAAUCGGAACCAUUUUUAUUUGGUUAAAAUUUAUCACAACGUUUUCUAUUUUAAUUUUACCAAGAAAUGUUUAUUUAUUAAUCAUUUUAGUGAAACGUUACAAAUUGCUGCUUCGGCCAUCAUGAGGCAUUUAUUAUUUUAAUGGUCAUUGUUUCUACCAACUUCAGUUUUCUUAAUUUUAAGCCGUAAUCGGUUUUAUUUUGCAUUAUUUUAACUGGCCAGUUUUUCCUAUGACCCAGUCACAGCAUCCUCCACAUCAAAACUUAAACAUCUCAACCCACCCUGUUCCCCCUCAAGGUCACGUUCAAAAUCUUGCUCCAUGCCCCCACCCUCUUCCUGCUUUUCACUGGUCCAACCAAAACUGUUUUAGACUUUUGAAUACAAUGUAAACCAAAAAAGUGUGACUCCUGUCAUUAAGUAGACGUAAACAUUUCUGAAUGACAAAACUUCCUGAGCUUCUCUGUUUGAGGUCAUCUAUUUCAAUCGAGUCGGUUCCUUACUGCUCACACCAUAACCACUAAACUUUAGAGCACCAUUUGGGGUACUUAAAAUGCAGGGCACUAGCAGACCUGGAGCCGCCUCGAAACACUCUGCAGUCAUCGCUCCGAGCGCCAGGAGUGACUUCCCCCAGUAGCCAUGUGAGAAGAGAAUGGAGAGGGUCGUGAUUUUAAGGAUGAGCCCCUAAAGGUCCCGGGGACCCUCCAGCCCGCAGUGAAGGCGCCUAGGGAACCCUUGGUUAGACUCAGCGGAGCAUUUUAUUCCUGGGGAGUAAGUCUGAGUCGGGUGGCCCAGGGGGACAAGUACAAGCCUUGUGUUCCGUUACUGGCUUUCUCGUUCUGUGUCAUUUGUAGAAGCUGAUGGUUUCAAAUACACUGGCCAGGGAGCCCUAGUUAUAGUCCUGGCAUCGUCCCCAGUUGUCAUACAGGCUGUGUCCUCACCACGGGGUCUUCACACUUGCCUGGGUGUACCUCCCUCCCCAGUUUGCUCAGCCAGCUCCUGGUCAUCGCUCAGACUGUACCCAAAUGCCUUUUUCAGGAGGCCUUUCUGCGCAGCCUACCCCAGAACACUGCCCUGUUCUACGCUCUGACAGCUCUGCUCUCAUCUCAGGUUUAAUAAACGCGCCGCAUCAGCCCAGGGAUCACACGGGUGAGCAGGUCUGGGUCAACAAAAAACCAGUGAAUGCUUGGGCCAAGGGAGCAGAGUCAGAGGGACAAGCCAAGAGACGACGCUCCGUCAUACCAUCCUCGACUCACUGCCUGCUGGAAUUGCUCCCUCUCCCUGUGAGUCCCACUCCUGGACGACCACUGUGGGCUGCUUCCUCCUCUACCCUGACGUCAUCACAAUGGCCAGAGCGUGCUGGCCUGGGGCCUCUGUGACAUCACCAAAGGCCCAGCCCUAACUACCCAGUGUCCGGGUGCAACGCAAACACACCCACCAUGAGCAACUUCCUCCCCCGUCUCUGCUCACCAUGCGGAUGCUGAAAUGGUUCUUGUUUUUGCCCCUGUGUCUCUCCUGCGGCUAUGCCUUUAUGUUUUCUUCUCUGAGAGACCCGGUCAAAGAACCCCAGGGGAAGGUGCCUUGCGGAGGGCACUUUCGGAUUAGGCACAGUCUGCCAGAGCACGCCCACGGCUGGCUUGGAAGCAAGUGGCUCUGGCUCGUUUUUGUCGUCCUGCUGUAUGCGAUACUGAAGUUUCGAGGCGAUAGCGAGAAGCGGAAGGAGAGGGGGCCUCCUGGCCUUCGAGGCUGUUCGCUUCGCCCGAUAACGAAGAAAAAUCAGAAUGCUCCCCCCCACAGAGACUACGCACUCAACACCUUAACCCAGCUCGAGGUGGACCUUGUGAAAUUUGUGUCCAAGGUGCGGAAUCUGAAAGUCACCAUGGCAACUGGCAGUAGCAGCCUCAGGUUUCCGAACUUUGAGAUCCCUGCGGACCCACACAAUAAUGUCACAAUCUACGAAAUAUGGGGCGAAGAAAACUAUGACUGAAUGGAUUCGUGUGUCGAAGAAGGAGAGAAGAAGUUGGGCGUCGAUGAACUAUAUGCAGAGUAAUAAAAUUAUUGUGAAGAAAAAUCUGGAAUUUGAGAUCUUUUUUUUCCUCUUUCGAAAAAAUAAAUGCGAGACUAGUAGCCAUAGCUGUGACCGUUGUUUUUGCCUCCGGAGCUGUGGGUGGUGAGAAGGACAAUGACCGUGACACGGUUGCAUGGGUGACAUUCUUGGCCACGAUGCCGUGGCCCCUGCAGGGACGAGGUUUAGGAAA